Messenger RNA from Dermacentor andersoni, 1704 nucleotides. RefSeq lists its product as uncharacterized. NCBI's taxonomy places the organism in Eukaryota, Metazoa, Arthropoda, Arachnida, Ixodida, Ixodidae. The record is from RefSeq and is a predicted model, not a curated record.
AUGCACGCUUCGGCAACCUCGGUGACAAGGCCGGACGAGCAGACGACGGGUUUCACGGUGGCCUCUGCCCAGUCGUCGCUGGCACCUUCCACCCGGCAGUCGGGAAUGAGUGCCACCAUGGGCGAGUCCAAAGCGGAGAACGCAACUACGGUGGAGUAUGAGACAGUGGUUACGGCUGGCUCCCGGCGGAUGUCCACGGUGCUCUCCACCAUGGGUUCUGUGCGGCACCCACCAUUGUUUCUGGAAGGGUACACGAUGUACUUGUUCGUCCUGUUCAUCACCAUGCUGGUGCUGAACGUCCUUACCGUUGUCUACAUGUACUUCGAGAACCAAGGCUUGGCACUCAGCAUGGACAAGGAGUCUGUUCUGCGGCACCCUCUGGUGUGCGUCCAUCGGUGCUCACCCCAGCUGGCUGCCUUCAUGCACCGCUACCCGCAGGACGGCCUGUGCGACUUCUUGUACCUGCAGCUGCCCGCCGGCCUGUCGCUGGCGCACGUCAGGACGGCGCCGUGCUACGACAAGUUCAGAACGAUUUCCAGCGUCGGCGCCGUCACGCGCCAUGGCGUACUCUUCGAUCGCAGCCAGAGCAACGCCAGCUACUGGCAGCUGAAGGGCGACGAGGGGAUGGUCGCGUUCGUGGCGUUGUGGGGCAACAGGAUCAAGAACCACGGACUGACCAACUUCGUGUUGAACAAGUCGACCUCAGCGAACGAGCUCAAGCUGUGUCUGCCCCUGAUUGAGCGGCUGCGCGAGCUGCAGGCCUUGCUAAAUGAGCUGACGGGAGAGGAGGUCGCGAGGCGGUACAUGAUGCUGGACGUACGCACCUCGUACACCAACCCGACCGCGGACCUCGUGAUACUGAGUAAACUGCUUCGCAUCGUCAUGACCUUUCCAAUCGACUUGCUGCUGCUUCAAACGCACCUUCCGGCGGAUGGCGCCAAGCCCUGCAUGGUGGUGGGCCCCACGACAAGUGUGCGAGCGGGCACGUUGGACGCCGUGGAGGUGCCCAUCAUGAGCGAGACCAUGGUCAUGGCUUCGCGGGCCGAGCCGCCGGACUACGUGACCGUGCUGCUGUCAUUCAGUGCGCGGACCCUGUCCUUCGACGUUCCGCAGUCGUGGAGCCUGGGCAUGCCGUGUGACAACAUCACGGAACCGAAGCAGUUUAGUGAAGUUUGCUAUGAUCAGCUGCUUAUCACGAAUGCCGGCUGGGAGAUGUCCUGGUUCCAAACGAGCAGCCGCUACAAGACGCACGUGGUCACAUUCGACGACAACUCCACCGUCGGCCCAAAGAUGAUGCACGCCUACAAGCUCUACAGCGGCAAGCGCCUCGGAUGGGCCGUUGACGACGUGGAGUUCGACAUCGGGCCCAAGGAUUGCCGCAAGGCCGUUCCGCUCGUAUGGUUGGUAGCCCGAGGCAGGCCCGGGCGCAUACCGCAGCUGCCCUGAAGAUCGCCACGCGAACACGCCGCGGGUUUUUUUACCGCCCAGAACCGAGCGUGGUGCACCAUUCGAUAGAGACUCGUGUGAUAGCUUUGAAUUGUCGAACACAUAUAACGUGCAGUACGCGCUUCUCGCGAGAUAUUGGCACUAAUUAAAGCCAAUGCACACACGCGAAACCGCGACCCUGCCUACUCUACAAGCAGUGCGUACGCUUUGUAUGCGGGAUAUACUGAAAUGCGCGAUGAAAAUUAUCAUUAUUCUUAA